UGAUCAAAGGAUUCACCAAAAUACUCGGACAUGUGUCCACUACACACGGACAAAAGCUUCUUCUCUCUUCUUUGUCUGAUCUUAGAAAGUUUUCAGUUUUUUACACCUACAUCAAGUUGAUGAAUCGGUCAUGUUUGAUUCUUCUUCUUCUUCUUCUUCUUCUUCUUCAUUAGGACAAAAAAGAUGUUGCAGAGAGCAGCGAGCAAUGCGUAUUCGUGGUGGUGGGCCAGCCACAUACGUACAAAGCAAUCCAAAUGGCUCGAACACAAUCUUCAAGAUAUGGAAGAGAAGGUAGAAUAUACUCUUAAGAUUAUAGAUGAAGAUGGAGACACUUUUGCCAAAAGAGCUGAGAUGUAUUACCUUAAAAGGCCAGAGAUUGUUAAUUUCGUGGAGGAAGCUUUUAGAUCGUACCGGGCAUUAGCUGAACGUUAUGAUCAUUUAUCUAGGGAGCUUCAAAGCGCAAACCGCACAAUCGCCACAGCUUUCCCUGAACAUGUUCAGUUUCCCAUGGAAGAUGAUAGCGAUGAUAACGAAGAUUACGAAGGGAAUCUGCGGAGACCGCCUAAGCAUCUUCAUCUUAUUCCCAAAGGAAGCAACAUACCUGAAGUCCCGGAUAUUCCAAUGAAGAAAGAUUUCAGGAGUCAGUCUAUGAUGUUGUCUAGAAAAGGACCAGCUGGUCUGAGGACAGUAUCUUCUGCACUAGCUAAGCGGGAAGCGGCGGUUGUGAGUUCGGGAUUGAGUAAAGAAGAGGGCUUGGAGGAGAUUGAUAAGCUUCAGAAGGGGAUUUUGGCAUUGCAGACUGAGAAGGAGUUUGUGAGGAGCUCUUAUGAGCAGUCUUAUGAGAGGUAUUGGGAUUUGGAAAAGGAAGUGACAGAGAUGCAGAAGAAGGUUUGUAACUUACAAGAUGAGUUUGGUCUUGGUGCUGCGAUUGCUGAUAGUGAUGCUAGGACCUUGAUGGCGAGCACCGCCUUGAGCUCUUGUAAGGACACACUUGCUAAGCUAGAGGAGAGACAGAAGCAGUCUGUUGAAGAAGCAGAAAUUGAGAAGGGAAGGAUCAAGACUGCUAAAGAAAGGUUUGAUGCAUUGAGGAACAAGUUUGAGAAAUCAGAAAGCGAUGAUCAUGAUGAGGUUAUUAUGACAGAAACAGAAGAAGGUGCUGUGGUUCAAGAAUCGAGCUAUGAAUCUGAGAAAGAAGAAUCAAACGAGAAUUUUACUAUUGUGAAACUUGCAGAGAAGAUUGAUGAUCUUGUGCAUAGGGUUGUUUCAUUGGAGACCAAUGCCUCGUCUCAUACUGCAUUGGUGAAGACAUUAAGAUCAGAGACAGAUGAGUUACAUGAACAUAUCCGUGGUCUAGAGGAGGACAAGGCGUCUCUUAUUUCAGAUUCCACGGAAAUGAAACAGAGGAUAACAGUGCUUGAAGAGGAGCUGAGAAAUGUUAGAAAACUAUUCCAGAAAGUGGAAGAUCAAAACAAGAAUCUACAGAACCAAUUCAAGGUAGCCAAUAGGACCGCUGAAGAUUUAUCUGGCAAGUUGCAAGAUGUGAAGAUGGAUGAAGAUGUCGAAGGAGCUGGAAUUUUCCAGGAACUGCCAGUUAUUUCAGGAUCAGAAGAUUCUCGCGAUGAAUUGAAGUCAAUCUUAACAGAGACUGGAGUGAGGAGGAGUAUGGAGGGUAGGAAGAAAGAUGCAGAAACUGUAGUUAGAGAGGGUGAAGACGGUGGUGGAAGAUCUCAAGAAGAGAAAUCAGAGAUGAAAGAUUCUUUUGCUUUAUCAGAAACCGCAAGCACUUGUUUCGGAACAGAAGCAGAAGAUCUGGUGACGGAAGACGAAGAUGACGAGACGCCAAACUGGAGGCAGUUGUUACCAGAUGGCAUGGAGGAUAGAGAAAAGGCUCUGUUAGAUGAAUACACAUCAGUGCUAAGGGAUUAUAGAGAAGUAAAGCGAAAGUUAGGUGACGUUGAGAAGAAGAACCGGGAAGGAUUCUUUGAGCUAGCAUUACAGUUGAGAGAACUCAAGAAUGCUGUUGUGUACAAAGACGUAGAGAUUGAUUCAUUACGCCAAAAACUCAACUCGCCAGGGAAAGAUUCACCACAUCAAACAGAAGGAAAUAACCAGUUGGAACAUGAUCAAGGACAGCACGAAAGUGUGAGCAUCUCCCCAACUUCUAACUUUUCGGUUUCCACUACGCCGCAUCAUCAAGGAGGAGAUGUGAAGAGAACACCUGGAAGAACAAAGCCUAAUGAGGUUAGAGUGAAAUUUGCAGAUGUUGAUGACAGCCCGAGAACAAGAAUAUCAACUGUUGAAGACAAAGUACGUGCUGAUAUUGACGCAGUGUUGGAAGAGAAUCUCGAGUUCUGGUUAAGAUUCAGCACAUCAGUACAUCAGAUACAGAAGUACCAGACAACAGUUCAAGAUCUGAAAUCAGAGCUAUCGAAACUGAGAAUCGAAAACAAGCAACAGCUGGAAUCUCCGAGAAGUAGUAGUAAUACUGCAGGUGCAUCAGAAGCAAAGCCUAUCUAUAGACACCUAAGAGAGAUUCGAACAGCUCUACAGUUAUGGCUAGAGAACAGCGCAGUUCUUAAAGAUGAACUCCAGGGAAGGUAUGCAUCGUUAGCUAAUAUUCAAGAAGAGAUCGCAAGAGUCACUUCUCAAUCGGGUGGCAGUAAAGUCAGUGAUUCAGAGAUUAGUGGUUAUCAAGCUGCAAAGUUCCAUGGAGAGAUACUUAACAUGAAGCAGGAGAACAAAAGGGUCUUGACUGAACUUCAAUCGGGUCUUGAUCGUGUAAGAGCGUUGAAAACUGAAGUAGAGAGAAUUUUGAGUAAACUGGAAGAGAAUCUUGGGAUAUCAAGUGCAACCGAAGCAAGAACAACUCCGAGUAAGAGCUCGUCGAGUGGAAGACCAAGGAUUCCAUUACGGUCAUUCUUGUUUGGUGUCAAGUUAAAGAAGAAUAGACAACAGAAGCAAUCUUCUUCGUCCCUCUUCUCUUGUGUCAGUCCAUCUCCAGGUCUGCAUAAGCAGUCUAGUUACAGUAGGCCACCUGGAAAGCUCCCAGAAUAAUCCAUCAAUCAUGUCUUUUGUUAUCUUAUUUUUCAGUACGUUGUUUUUCUAGCUUUUCUGUCUUGUACCUGUGGAAGAACCAAUGAGAUGCAAAUCAAAGUGUAUGUUUUUGCUU
Molecule: messenger RNA, 3169 nt
Organism: Camelina sativa (false flax)
Lineage: Eukaryota; Viridiplantae; Streptophyta; Magnoliopsida; Brassicales; Brassicaceae
Product: protein NETWORKED 2A
Molecular function (GO): actin binding
Source: RefSeq, a predicted model, not a curated record